AGAUCUGUAGAUGUGUAACGUAUCAUCAACGAUUGGAUUGAAAACGUUGGCGAUUUUUGCGACGGUGUGCGUGAAUCCGAUUUUUCCGAGCCGAGCUCAGCUCAACGACUAGGUGUUGCUCUAGCUUCUGUUAGUUUUAGUUCACUCGCAGCAUCGGUUCGACGACGUCUGCUGACCGUUUUCUUUUAUUUUUCUGAAUUUGUAAAGUUUUAAAAAACCCCUUUCACCAUGUCUGAUGAAGAAGAAUACUCAUCCGAAGAGGAGGUCGUCGAGGAAGUUCACGAAACGACUGUGACAAAAACCGAAGACUCGGGAGAUCCAGAGUUCGUCAAGCGUCAAGACCAAAAACGUUGCGAUCUCGAUGAUCAGUUGAAGGAUUACAUUUCCGAAUGGCGUAAACAACGUGCCAAGGAAGAAGAUGAGUUGAAAAAGCUCAAGGAGAAGCAAGCCAAACGUAAGGUCACCCGUGCCGAAGAAGAACAACGUAUGGCUCAACGCAAGAAGGAAGAAGAAGAGCGUCGCGUUCGUGAAAUCGAAGAGAAGAAACAACGCGAUAUAGAAGAAAAGCGUCAACGUUUGGAAGAAGCCGAAAAGAAACGCCAGGCUAUGCUCCAAGCCAUGAAAGACAAGGACAAGAAGGGGCCAAAUUUCACCAUCCAAAAGAAAGAGGGCGCACUCGGUUUGUCGGGCAGUGCCAUCGAGCGCAACAAGACCAAAGAACAAUUGGAAGAAGAAAAGAAAAUCUCAUUGUCGUUCCGUAUCAAGCCAUUGGAAGUCGAAGGUUUGGGUGAGGAUGUACUUCGCAAGAAGGCCACCGAAUUGUGGGAAUUGAUCGUUAAAUUGGAAACGGAAAAAUACGAUUUGGAAGAACGGCAAAAGCGUCAGGACUACGACUUGAAGGAAUUGAAAGAAAGACAAAAGCAACAACUCCGGCACAAGGCUUUGAAGAAGGGUCUAGAUCCAGAAGCUUUGACAGGCAAAUACCCAGUACGUGGACCCCUAAAUCCAAAGAUCCAAGUCGCCUCCAAAUAUGAACGACGUGUCGACACCCGCUCAUACGACGACAAGAAGAAACUCUUCGAAGGUGGAUACACAACGAUCUGCUGUGAAUUGGCUAAUAAACGGUGGCAAGAAAAGAAUGAAUUUUUCAUGAAACGUACAAAAACCCGUCUUCCAAAAUGGUUCGGUGAACGACCAGGCAAGAAAACCGGCGAUCCAGAAACACCAGAAGGUGAAGAAGAUGCCAAGGCCGAAGAUGCUGAAGUCGAUGAUGAAGCCGAGGAAGUCGAAGAAGUAGAGGAAGUUGAAGGUGAACAAGAUGAAGAGGAAGAAGAGGAAGAAGACGAAGAAGAAGAAGAAGAGGAAGAAGAAGAGGAAGAAGAAGAAGAAGAGGAAGAGGAAGAAGAAGAAGAAGAGGAAGAAUAAACACCAUAAUCACAAAUGUAUAGCAUUUUGCCAAACUCUUUUUACAUCAUUCAAAAUCAAAGAAAAUAAACAAUGGAAAUCUAACCAAAUCAUGAACUCUGUUUUUCGUUUCUCGUUCUAUUCUUUCUCUUUUCCCGAUAUUCAUACGUACAUGUCGUCAAUUAUUUCCAUGGCCUACCACAGAAUUCCUUUUUACACAAGAAUAAUUCAAACCGUGUCAUCAUCCUUCAACAAACUCUGCCUAAAUAUAGACUCAGACAACCGAGAUUCAAGAAAAAUCAAUCAUUGAUGAUGUAAAUAAACACUUGUAUGAACGAAAAUCAAAAUGUCAAGCAAAAGUUUAACUCUGUGUUUGUUUCCAAAAUAAAAAAGCAAGCUUAAAUUUAUUUCA
This is a messenger RNA of Sitodiplosis mosellana (orange wheat blossom midge), 1816 nucleotides long. RefSeq names its product troponin T, skeletal muscle (gene TpnT). Bases 229 to 1425 code for a protein of 398 amino acids. The transcript has 14 exons. Gene Ontology annotation, molecular function: tropomyosin binding. NCBI's taxonomy places the organism in Eukaryota, Metazoa, Arthropoda, Insecta, Diptera, Cecidomyiidae. Gene Ontology annotation, cellular component: troponin complex. Gene Ontology annotation, biological process: muscle contraction; regulation of muscle contraction; sarcomere organization. The record is from RefSeq and is a predicted model, not a curated record.